This is a messenger RNA of Salvia hispanica, 906 nucleotides long. RefSeq lists its product as hypothetical. The record is from RefSeq and is a predicted model, not a curated record. NCBI's taxonomy places the organism in Eukaryota, Viridiplantae, Streptophyta, Magnoliopsida, Lamiales, Lamiaceae.
AUGGAAGACUUGUUCCGAGAGUACGCCCCGUAUGUUUAUCUCCACCCGGACGAAGAACACCUCCCCUCUUCGGUGGAUUGGUUUUUCAGCAAUGGCGCCUUGCUGUAUAUAAAAGGGGACGAGUCGCACCCGGUCCCCAUCUGGCCAGGCGGCGCCAACCUCCCUAAGGUAGAAGAUCCCGACGGCUCCUUCUGGAUGGACCUCCCGGCCGAUGAUGCAGGCCGGGAUAAGGUUAGCGGCGGGGAUCUAGCCAGCGCGGAAGUGUACGUCCACUUCAAACCGUCCGCGAUGUACACAGAUAUUCAGGUGUGGAUAUUUUAUCCAUUCAACGGGCACGCGAGUGCGAAAAUAGGGUUAAUUAAGAAAGUGUCGCUGGGGAAAGUAGGGCAGCACGUGAGCGACUGGGAGCACGUGACGCUGAGAGUGAGAAACGGGGAUGGGGUGCUUGACAAAGUGUACUUCUCCCAACACAGCGGGGGGAAAUGGGUGGAUGCUUAUCAGCUGCAGUUUCAAAGCGGGAAUAGGUUUAUAUGGUAUUCUUCCAAGAACGGGCACGCUGGGAACAACGAGCCGGGGCUGUAUCUGCAGGGGCCCGGGCACGGGGUCGGGAUAAGGAAUGACUGGGCCAAGAGCGACAAGCUGGUGGACACGGCGGCUAGCUUUGUGAUUGUGGCGUCGCAGGGGGAGGCGGAGGCCGUGGCGCAGCCGCCGUGGUUGAGCUAUCAGAGCAAGUGGGGGCCCACCAAGGAGUAUGAUACGGCAGCGGAAGUGAGGAGAGUGAGGAUGUUUUUGCCGGGAAAAUUGAAGAAACUAUUGGAUAAACUGGUGCAGACGAUUGAUCAACUUUUCGGGACGGAUGGGCCCACGGGACCCAAUGUCAAGAAGAAUUGGUCUGGUGAUGAAUGA